Molecule: messenger RNA, 300 nt
Organism: Puccinia graminis f. sp. tritici CRL 75-36-700-3
Lineage: Eukaryota; Fungi; Basidiomycota; Pucciniomycetes; Pucciniales; Pucciniaceae
Exons: 3
Coding region: 1-300 (99 amino acids)
Source: RefSeq, a predicted model, not a curated record
AUGGUCCGAAUGAAUUCCGCUGCUCGUGUUUUGGCGGUUGAAGCGGGGGGUGCAGUGAAGCUGCUGAGGUGGAAGAGUGUGGUGAUCUGCCAGUUUCCCCGCUUUGGUGAAUUCCUAAUUUGCUUACAUAAGCCCCUCAUAUUACAGUUGAGCUGCUCUCUGCAACGAGCCUCGAGGCUUGUAAAGCCCAACAACCCUCUCCGCCGGACCCUCGACCCUCGUAUAAGCAGGCCAGUGAUUGGAUCCAAAAGAAAGCUUCCUUCCUUCCUUCCUUACUACAUCCACUCCGGAAAAAACUAA